ACUCCACAUGCCGGAUGUUACAGUUUGCGGUUUUCGUCAUUCACUACCAAAAUGGCGUUGCGUAUGCUUUGCUCCUCUGUGCUGCGAACGGGCACAGAUAUAGGGGUCAGCAAUGCCAGGACAUUUGGAACUGCAGCCAUUUUAUGCCGAUGGUCUGCUCCAUUGGGACCAAUGCCAAAUGAGGACAUAGACUACAAAAACUUGGAAUCACUCGAAAAGUAUCGCAGUUACACGCGCUACCUCAAGAAAGCAGAGGAGGCGAAGAACACACCAGCCUGGUGGAAGACCUACAGACAGUAUCAGGAGCAAGAGGACCCUGGGCGUGAUGUGGAGCGAGUCAACAUUGGGCUGCCACAUUGUCGGCCCUCCAGGGUAAAGGAAGCGAGGGAGCGUAAGAGGGUGGUGAAGGAGAACAGACGUAGUAUAGAGCUGGAGAGAGCCAUGCGUCUGCGCACCUUUAAGGUCUCCCUGGAUCGGGUGCAGGCAGGCUGGGAGGAGACGAGCGGCCCGUACCAUGUCCAGAGGCUAGCGGAUCACUAUGGGAUCUUCAAGGAUCUGUUCCCCAUGGCCUACUUCUACCCCCGCUUCACACUGUGUGUCAGCUACGGCCAGGAUAGCCCAGUACAUUAUGGGAACCACUUGACCCCCACAAAGGCUGCUGUGGCACCUCAGGUCAGUUUUGAGGCAGAGGAGGGCUCCAUAUGGACACUGCUGCUCACUAGCCCAGAUGAGCAUCUGCUGGACAGUGAAGGGGAGUAUGUGCACUGGCUGGUUGGGAACAUCCCAGGUGGGGCUGUGACCUCAGGAGAGGAGCUGUGUCCAUACCUGGCCCCGAUCCCUGCUAAGGGUACUGGCUUUCACCGCUAUGUUUACAUCCUGUUCAGACAGGAAGAAACCAUCGACUUCCAUGAAGACAUCCGACCGCUGCCGUGUUUGUCUCUGUCAGAGCGGAGCUUUAAGACGGUAGAGUUCUACAGGAAGCAUCAGGACAGCAUGACUCCAGCAGGCCUCUCCUUCUUCCAGAGUCAGUGGGACCAGUCUGUUACCCACACUUUCCAUAACAUACUAGACAUGAAAGAGCCCGUGUUUGAGUUUGAGCGGCCUCCUGUGUACCACCCUCCUCAGGUGAAGUACCCUCACGGACAGCCCCUACGGUACCUGGACAGGUACAGAGACGGACAGGAGCACACCUACGGAAUCUACUGAUGUGUGCAAUCUGGAUGGACACACACAGUCCAAUUAUGGUGAUGGAUGAUAAUAAAGCAUUUUUUUUCUAUGAAAUGUA
Molecule: messenger RNA, 1285 nt
Organism: Oncorhynchus kisutch (coho salmon)
Lineage: Eukaryota; Metazoa; Chordata; Actinopteri; Salmoniformes; Salmonidae
Product: 39S ribosomal protein L38, mitochondrial
Exons: 9
Coding region: 52-1206 (384 amino acids)
Cellular component (GO): mitochondrial large ribosomal subunit
Source: RefSeq, a predicted model, not a curated record